Molecule: messenger RNA, 2255 nt
Organism: Klebsormidium nitens
Lineage: Eukaryota; Viridiplantae; Streptophyta; Klebsormidiophyceae; Klebsormidiales; Klebsormidiaceae
Source: the annotation of a GenBank genome assembly
AAUCUUGAAGCUGAAGCCCUAAAUUGGAAAUGUGGGAGCACUGCAAAACUCCGACAUUUUUCAGCAUUCUCCUGUAAAAAGUUUGAAACUUGAAAGGGCAUUGUGAGAAGAUGGCCUCGCAGCGCCCAAACAGAAGCUCCUGGUUUGAGGACGUUCUUAUAGGAGCUGUCUCCGAGGGUGUUAAUCAUUCGACUUUUAUCCUUUUGAAUGUUGCCGGGGUGGCCCUUGUCAUCGUGCUGGCUUUUCUUGCGGUGGUGGCGCAAGGGUACGACGUGUUUUUGGUCAUUCACGUCAUCGUCCUGGUCCUGUGUGCGGUGGCGCUACUUGGCCUGCUCAACUGGUUCAUUGCUGAGACAGGGCUCGUUUCAGCGGAAGAGCAGGCCAAGGCCCUCUUUGAGACCCCUGGAGCCACCGAUGUGGGACCUCCCCAGCCUUUGCCAGAAGACAAGAAGCAGGGUUGAGUGGUGGCUGUGUUAGACACCAUAUUAAGGCACCAAGUGGUGGUGGGAACAGGGGCGCAUAUUGAAAUGAAGUCAUUGGCGCCCCGCUCAGCGUCUCUGCUCCGCAACCUUUUGAGCAAACGUUUGGAACAGAAGCUCCCGCCAAACCUGCAAGUCAAUGGGGCGACAGUGCUUAGUCCCAAGAGCCCCUCGCUCCAGGGCCUGUUCUCAUCAGCUGCCAAUAUUCUGUGGCACAGCGCCAAGGAUUCAUCUCACGGCCCCCUCGCUCUCCCCACCCGGAGUGAAGCCCUUGUUGGAGCCUGGGGCAGCAGGUGCGCUGCUGCUUUCCGCCCUUCUUUCAGUCCAAAUUAUGUACCCUUGGCCACCAGGGGCGUCCAAACCUCCCCCCCUCCUGGCCCCACGUCCUUCCCUGUCGCCUCGCCUGGCAAGCGUCGGCCGGUGGUGGCGGUGGGCAUGUCGGGGGGCGUGGACUCAGCGGUGAGCGCACUGCUGCUGCAGCGGGCAGGGUACGAGGUGGUGGGGCUGUUUAUGCGCAACUGGGAUGCACAGGAGGAGGACGACGCGGGGCAGUGCUCGGCGGACCAGGACCUCAAGGACGCCAAACAAGCGUGCGCGCAUCUUGGCAUCCCGCUGCACGAGGUGGACUUUGUGCGGCGCUACUGGACGGACGUGUUUGAGCAAUUUGUGGCCGAGUGUGCGCGCGGCCUGACCCCCAACCCGGACCUGCCCUGCAACCGCCACAUCAAGUUCGACGCCCUGCUGCACCACGCGCUCGCCCAGGGGGCCGACCUGCUGGCCACCGGCCACUACGCACGCCUCGACUCGGAGGGGGAGGGCGGGGCGCGGCGCCUGCUGCGGGGCAAGGACCCGACCAAGGACCAGAGCUACUUCCUGGCACAAGUGGAGAGCGCCCCUUUGGAGCGUGUGCUAUUCCCGGUGGGUGGCUCCCUCAAGAGCGAAGUGCGCCAGCUGGCGACAGAUGCAGGCCUGCUGGUUGCGAACAAGCGCAGCAGCCGCGGCAUCUGCUUCUUGGGCAAGCGCCGCUUUGAGCGCUUCAUUGCGCAGUACGUGCCGCUGCAGCCAGGCCCGUUUGUGAACGUCGGGGACGGGCGCCCGGUCGGCACGCAUGGCGGGCUUGCGGCGUACACCAACGGGCAGCGUGCACGCAUCGGAGGUUCGGCUCUGCCCUGGUUCGUGGUCGGGAAAUCUGUGGGCGACAAUGCUGUGUUUGUGGCCCGCGGGGAGGACCACCCUGCGCUAUACUCGGACACAGCACUGGUGGCGCCGCUGUUCUGGGUCACGGGGCGGCCACCACGGGAACUGCUGGACGGGCGAGAGAUGGUGUGCUCGUACAAGGCAAGGUACGUGCAACGGAUGGGGGAGUGCACAGUCAGGCUGGUGGAGGGGCGAGCAGGGAUGCGGAGUUGCCGGGGGUUCGAGAAGAGUAGCUUCAGCCGAGUCGACAUUCCGGAGCUGGCCGAAAAGGAGGGGGCCGUCCACAAACGUCUGCUCGUGAGGUUCAAGGAGAGCGAGCGGGCGUUGACGCCACGGCAGGCUUUGGUGCUAUACGAUGGUGAUGUAUGUUUAGGGGGUGGCUUGUUGGCGCAUCCCGGAAGGACAAAGUACGAGAUGGGGGAGUCGAAAGAAGUUGACGUACUUGAGCAGGCAGCGGCCUGAUCAGGUUAAGGUCAACCUCGCCAUGCACUCUCGAAAGACGGGGAAAUUGUGACAGUGUAUCGACUUCGUACAGCAUCAUACUUGAACUGGGCUUUUGUAGACUCGUCAUCGUCGAGA